AAAAGCAGUUGUCAACCAUCAGUGCAUAGUGAAACAAAUUGUGUUGCGAACAUUAAACGGUAAAACUGCAGAGAAUUUUUAAACCGGUGAACAUGAAGCUAUAUACUAUAAAUCCAUUUUACACGUCUCUGUUUUCAGUGAUUAUUUUUGCGGCAUUAACCUCUUCAUUCUCAAUUUUUUCCGAAAAUGGUCACACAUAUAUAAAUUCAAAAUAUGAAGUCGUUUAUGGAGGAAAAAAAGUUUUAAGAGUAGAUGGAUUUGAAGUUCCUGGAUUGAAAAGCUAUAGGAAAUUACGAGCUGGUGAGAGAUUAAAAUUACAAGAGUUAAAGAAAAUAAGAGAUAUACAGAGAGAAAAGGAGAGAAAAGAGUGGUAUGAAGCAAGAGAAAAGGAACGGAUGUUACGUGAGGCUGAGAGGGAGAAGGAACGGGUGCAACGUGAAAUGGAUCGACAAAAGCGUGAGGCUGAUAGAUUGAAAGAACAGGAGCAACGUGAAAAAGAUAGACAAAUACGUGAGGUGGCACGGGAAAUGGAACGACAACAACGUGCAGAACAAAGGGAAAUAGAGCGAAGACAGCGUGAGGAAGAAAGAGAACGAGAUCAGAGGAGACGUGAUGCCGAAAGGGCACAACGUGAAGCGGAAAGAGAAAAAGAGCGAAGACAGCGUGAUUUCGAAAGACAAAAGGAGCUACGAAAACGCGAAGAAGAAAGACAAAUUUAUCAACGACAACGUGAAAUGGAGCAAAGACGACGCUAUUAUUAAGAAAGAAAAAUAUUAACAAAAAAAAAAAAAUUAAAUUAUUACAGGUAUAAGCUUAAAUACAUUUCC
Molecule: messenger RNA, 827 nt
Organism: Myzus persicae (green peach aphid)
Lineage: Eukaryota; Metazoa; Arthropoda; Insecta; Hemiptera; Aphididae
Product: vicilin-like seed storage protein At2g18540
Exons: 3
Coding region: 93-761 (222 amino acids)
Source: RefSeq, a predicted model, not a curated record